GUAGCGGCCGUCGGGAGCGCUUCCGCCUCCCCCGCCGCCGCCGCCGCCGUCGCCAUGGCCGCGCCGGCCCCGGGCCUCAUCUCGGUCUUCUCGAGCCCGCAGGAGUUGGGCGCGUCGCUCGCGCAGCUGGUGGCUCAGCGGGCAGCGUGCUGCCUGGCGGGGGCCCGCGCCCGCUUCGCGCUCGGCCUGUCGGGCGGCAGCCUGGUCUCCAUGCUCGCGCGCGAGCUGCCCGCCGCCGCCGCCCCCGCCGGGCCCGCCGGCCUCGCGCGCUGGACGCUGGGCUUCUGCGACGAGCGCCUCGUGCCCUUCGAGCACGCCGAGAGCACGUACGGCCUCUACCGGACGCACCUGCUCUCCCGGCUGCCCAUCCCCGACAGCCAGGUGAUCACCAUUGACCCCGCGCUGCCCCUGGAGCAGGCGGCCGAGGACUACGCCCGGAAGCUCAGGCAGGCGUUCCAGGGCGACUCCAUCCCCGUGUUCGACCUGCUCAUCCUGGGCGUGGGCCCCGACGGCCACACCUGCUCGCUCUUCCCGGACCACCCGCUGCUGCAGGAGCGAGAGAAAAUUGUGGCCCCCAUCAGUGACUCCCCAAAGCCACCUCCACAGCGCGUGACCCUCACGCUGCCCGUCCUGAAUGCGGCCCGGACCGUCAUCUUCGUGGCCACCGGAGAAGGCAAGGCCGCUGUUCUCAAGCGCAUCCUGGAGGACAAGGACUCGAACCCGCUGCCCGCCGCGCUGGUGCAGCCCCACACCGGGAGACUCUGCUGGUUUCUGGACGAGGCGGCCGCCCGGCUCCUGACGGUGCCCUUCGAGAAGCAUUCCACCUUGUAGCGGGCGCCGGGCACCACGCUCGCCCGAGGGGCUGGGCCCCGCCGG
Molecule: messenger RNA, 876 nt
Organism: Microcebus murinus (gray mouse lemur)
Lineage: Eukaryota; Metazoa; Chordata; Mammalia; Primates; Cheirogaleidae
Gene: PGLS
Product: 6-phosphogluconolactonase
Biological process (GO): carbohydrate metabolic process; pentose-phosphate shunt
Molecular function (GO): 6-phosphogluconolactonase activity
Source: RefSeq, a predicted model, not a curated record